Molecule: messenger RNA, 1363 nt
Organism: Centrocercus urophasianus (Greater sage-grouse)
Lineage: Eukaryota; Metazoa; Chordata; Aves; Galliformes; Phasianidae
Product: homeobox protein CDX-4-like
Exons: 3
Coding region: 158-949 (263 amino acids)
Biological process (GO): cell differentiation; anterior/posterior axis specification; animal organ morphogenesis
Cellular component (GO): nucleus
Molecular function (GO): DNA-binding transcription factor activity, RNA polymerase II-specific; RNA polymerase II transcription regulatory region sequence-specific DNA binding
Source: RefSeq, a predicted model, not a curated record
CCACCAGCACCUGGUAACACAGUUGAUAAUAAAAGAGGAUGAAGUAGAAGAUUCCAAGCAGUUUAGCACUAUUAGCAAAAAUCAAGAUUAUUUUUAAGCAGCAAAAGAAAAUACAGAAGAGCAAGAUGUUGUGACAACACAUUUACAUUCUGCAAGCAUGUACGUGAGCUCUCUCCUGGAUAAAGAGACCAGCAUGUAUCCAGGACCCGCAAGGUGCAGCAACAACAACCUGCCAGUGCAGAACUUUGUGCCCGCUCCCCCCUACUCAGACUACAUGGGGUACCACCACGUGCCAGCUCCAGACGGCCACGGACAGCCCGCGGGAGCCUGGGGACCCCACUACGGCCCCCAGAGGGAGGACUGGAACGCUUACGGCCCGUGCCCGGGGCCCUCCGGCACGGCUGCUGCCGCGCAGCUCAGCGCCUCGUCUCCUGGGCAGGGCUCCUACAGCCCAGCUGAGUACAGCUCCCUGCAUCCCGCCGCAGCCGGGGGGUUACCUCCUGCAGGUACCGGUGGCACACAGCAGGGCUCCCCCACCAGCCAAAGGCACAGCUCUUACGAAUGGAUGAGGAAAACGGUGCAAGCUAACACUACUGGUAAAACAAGAACAAAAGAGAAGUACCGGGUUGUUUACACAGACCAUCAGCGACUAGAAUUGGAGAAGGAAUUUCACUGCAACAGAUACAUUACAAUAAGGAGAAAGUCAGAACUUGCAGCAAACCUUGGACUAUCUGAAAGACAGGUAAAAAUCUGGUUCCAGAAUCGCCGAGCCAAAGAAAGAAAAAUAAUCAAGAAGAAAAUCUCUCAAUUUGAUGGCAGUGGGGGCUCAGCUCAGAGUGACUCCAGUUCACUCAGCCCAAAUGAAAUAACAAGUUCCCUGUUCCCACCACCACACGGAAUAAAUGUAUUACAGUCUACUGACAUCCAUCAGGUCAUAGUUUCAGAAUGAACAGUGAGGGAAAAAGAAAAAAAGAAGCUUGUUUUGUUUUUUAACUCCCUGUCUUGAAAACUCAGCUUUGCAAAGGACCACUCUUCUGUAACUACCUUCAGAAUACUCAUUUACACAGAGGACCUGGGACUAUUAUAAAAAUAUUUCAAUUAAAGAAAUCUCAGGGAGCUCGUGUUGCUGCUAAUACUCAUCACUCACAAUCUUUGGAAUAGGAGAUAAUUUACUUCAGAUACCGAAGCAGAAGAAGAUACUACUGGAGAUUCAAGUAAACAUAACUCGUCUGCUCACGUAUUGUCAGUGAAAAUUGUCAGUGAAUUGAUUAUAGAGUAAUAUAGCAUAAAACGUUAUGAUGCUGGAUGUAUUUACUUUGUUACAUUUUAUAUAAUUAAACAGUAGAUUUUAUAAGUAUUCACA